Messenger RNA from Aphanomyces invadans, 2124 nucleotides. Its product is annotated as CMGC/MAPK protein kinase, variant. Gene Ontology annotation, cellular component: nucleus; cytoplasm. Gene Ontology annotation, molecular function: MAP kinase activity; ATP binding. The coding region runs from base 39 to 1694 and encodes 551 amino acids. Lineage: Eukaryota; Oomycota; Saprolegniomycetes; Saprolegniales; Verrucalvaceae. The transcript is spliced from 9 exons. Gene Ontology annotation, biological process: intracellular signal transduction; protein phosphorylation. The record is from RefSeq and is a predicted model, not a curated record.
CGCUAUUCCACGGCGGAUUGACGGACGGAGGUCACGUGAUGGCGAAGACAGCAUCGAAGCGCCGCGCUUCCGAAGACUCGAUGCCGUCAGGGGACAAGGAGUCUACACACGUACCUCCUGUGGUCCCCUCAGUGACAGCGUCGUCGCGAGUGCAUGUCGGCAUCAAAAAGAUGAAGUCGUCGGACCACAUCCAGCCUGCCAGCACAACGUCAACGCCGUCCCCUACGAUGCACAUGAUGCGUAGCAACAACCAGCACGACCACGACACGUAUUGCGCCCCAACCCCGUACGGUCCAUCCGCGUAUAUGGCGCCAACUCCUCUGUCGCCAGACAUGCAUCAUCCCCCACUCCAGCGUCGCAAGACCAGCAUGGAUCACCAUCCCAUGCCGCCGCCAAGGUCGUCGCACCCGUACCCAACGACAUCGUCGUACCAGACCAACGGUGGCCCGCCUCCUCCUUCGCGUGCGCCACCUCCGUCCACGAACGACGUGGCGAUGCUCGAGCAGCAGACCGCGCGCCUGUGGAACUUUGACACGUGGGAGUGUGGCGACCAGUAUAAAUUCGUGCGGCCCAUGGGCCAAGGCUCGUACGGUCAGGUGGCGGAAGCAUACGACACCGUCCGCAAUACGCGCGUAGCCAUCAAGCGCGUGAUCAACGUCUUUGACCGUGCGCAGGACUGCAUUCGCCUCUUUCGUGAGAUCUACAUCCUCCGGCAUGUGCGCCACAGCAACCUCGUCACAAUGAUCGACGUGAUUCCGCCCAAGGACUACGACUCGUUCCGCGAUCUGUACCUCGUGUUUGAGUACGCCGACACGGACCUGCAAAAGUUAUUUUGCCUCCCGCAGUACCUCAACAUUCGUCACGUUCAAGUGUUUUUGCAUCAACUGUUGCAAGGCGUCAAGCACAUGCACGAAUGCGCCAUCGUCCACCGCGACCUGAAACCAGCCAACAUCCUCCUCAAUGAGACGCUCAGCCUCAAGAUCUGCGAUUUUGGUCUCGCUCGAGUGUGUCUCCCGGACCAAACGACGGCGACGAAUCCCGCCACGGACAAAGACAUGAAUGGCGACCUGACCGCGGAACACGCGGCUGCCCAACAUGCCUCCGAUUCCCCCGUGACCGCAGGAAACCAUGGCGCGAGCGGCAUCACGCGCAAGUACAACCGCCAAAUGACCAAACACGUCGUGUCCCGGUAUUAUCGGGCCCCUGAACUCAUCUUGCUCCAGGACUACGGCCGAGCCGUCGACAUGUGGAGCAUUGGGUGCAUCUUUGGCGAGCUGCUCAACAUGCAAGCGGAGAACUGCCAGCAUUAUUUGAAUCGGAAGCCGCUCUUCCCAGGACGGUCGUGCACGACGCUGAGCCCGACCGACACACAAACGUACAAGAAAGAAAUGGACCAACUGUUUGUCAUUUUCAACGUGAUUGGGACGCCGGACGAGGACGACAUUGCGCACAUUACGACCUUUGCGCCGCUCUUGCGCCAAAUCCCCAAGAAAGUUGCCGUGAAUUUACAAGACAAAUACCCAGGCGCGCCCCCGGAAGCGCUGGACCUGCUUGGUCAGCUGCUGCAAUUCAAUCCCGCGAAGCGCUUGACGGUGCGUGCGUCCGAUCGAGUCGCCAUGGUGACGAUGGGAUCAGGUGGACGAAGCCCUCGCGCAUCCGUUCUUGGCGCAAGUCCCCAACUUGCACUCGCAUGAGAUCACAACGGCAACGCCCCUCGACAUGCCCAACGAAAACGACGACCAUCAAUUUACUCGGGACCAACACAAACGUCGCAUCUACGACGAAGUCGUCAAGUUUCACGAGCUCGCGAUGGUCGACCGAAGGCCGCACACGGCAUAGCUCGACUGUCGCCCCUCAAUAUAACAAGACAGAAUCGUUCCUUUCGUGCAUGCCAUCGCUCUGCUGCCGCCAGUGCACGGUGAACGCGUGCCAAGAUGCGCGCGGACGUGGUCGGGCUUCCAACUCGUGCCAAGCGGGACAUGCUACGAAUGUCUCAUGCGACACAAUCAAGGCGAGAGAUGCGCGUCGGUCACGGCACUAGGAGAUAUUGCAGACGAUGUCAUCGAAGUUAAAGCGAUGGUGGCGGGUCAAGGCGAGGCUUCUUGGCGACGGGGGCGCCGUGCG